UGGUAAUUGGUGGAGGGUCUGGAGGCCUUGCUUGUGCAAAAGAAGCUGCUCAGUUUGGAAGGAAAGUGGCUGUUUUGGAUUAUGUGGAACCAUCUCCGCAAGGAACCAAAUGGGGACUUGGUGGAACUUGUGUGAAUGUUGGCUGCAUUCCUAAAAAGCUUAUGCAUCAAGCAGCCCUUUUAGGGAGUGCCCUUAAAGAUGCCCAACACUAUGGCUGGAGUAUAGCCCAACCUGUUCAUCAUACCUGGUCUGUGAUGGCACAAGCUGUUCAGAAUUAUGUGAAAUCAUUGAACUGGGGACACAGAGUACAACUACAAGACAAGAAGGUGAAAUAUUUCAACAUGAAAGGGAGUUUUUCUGAUCCGCAUACGGUCCGUGGUUUAACAAAAGCAGGUAAAGAGACUGUUGUUACUGCCGAAAAUAUUGUCAUUGCUACUGGGGGAAGACCAAAGUAUCCUACACAUAUUGCAGGUGCACUGGAGUAUGGAAUCACAAGUGAUGAUCUAUUCUGGUUAAAAGAAUCUCCUGGAAAAACGUUGGUUGUUGGAGCUAGCUAUGUUUCACUUGAGUGUGCUGGUUUUCUGACGGGUAUUGGAUUGGACACUACAGUCAUGAUGAGAAGUAUCCCACUUCGUGGGUUUGAUCAGCAAAUGGCAUCUUUAGUAACUGAGCACAUGGAAUCUUACGGCACAAAAUUUUUAAAGAGAUGUUGCCCAACCAAAGUUGAAAAAUUGGAGAGCAACAGAUUGCAAGUCACCUGGAAAAAUACUGACCUGGGCACAGAAGAAACUGAUUCCUUUGACACAGUGAUGUGGGCAGUAGGCCGAGCUCCUGACACUAAAACUCUCAAUUUGGAUGCAGUUGGAGUGAAAAUUAACAGUGAAACUGGAAAGAUCAUCGUUGAUGCCAAUGAAGCUACUUCUGUUCCUCACAUUUAUGCAAUUGGAGACAUAACAGAGGGCCGUCCUGAGUUAACACCCACAGCAAUAGCUGCAGGAAAACUGCUGGCUCAGCGGCUUUUUGGCCAGUCUUCAGAACUGAUGGACUAUGACAAUGUACCUACUACAGUUUUCACUCCUUUGGAAUAUGGUUGUGUUGGACUGUCAGAAGAAGCAGCUGUGCAAUGUUAUGGAUCAGAUAAUAUUGAGGUGUACCAUGCAUAUUAUAAACCUUUAGAGUUUACAGUGGCUGAAAGAGAUGCAACUCAAUGCUAUAUGAAAAUGGUGUGCUUACGAGAGAGAGAGCAACGAAUACUUGGCCUUCAUUUCACUGGACCAAAUGCAGGCGAAGUUAUUCAAGGAUUUGCUCUUGGAAUCAAAUGUGGUGCUACGUAUCCUCAGCUAAUGAAAACAGUUGGCAUUCACCCUACCUGUGCUGAAGAAAUUACCAAGCUGCACAUCACAAAGCGUUCUGGUUUGGAUGCUACAGUCACAGGCUGCUGA
Molecule: messenger RNA, 1442 nt
Organism: Indicator indicator
Lineage: Eukaryota; Metazoa; Chordata; Aves; Piciformes; Indicatoridae
Gene: TXNRD2
Product: thioredoxin reductase 2
Exons: 16
Coding region: 162-1442 (426 amino acids)
Biological process (GO): cell redox homeostasis; glutathione metabolic process; cellular response to oxidative stress
Cellular component (GO): mitochondrion; cytosol
Molecular function (GO): thioredoxin-disulfide reductase (NADPH) activity; glutathione-disulfide reductase (NADPH) activity; flavin adenine dinucleotide binding
Source: RefSeq, a predicted model, not a curated record